AUGGUAGAGGCUCAAAAAACCUAUUCCAUUACUUCAUUUACUUCUCAAGUGAGUGUCGGAACAGCCUCUUCGUGCUAUGUCAAUGUGGUUGAGACUGUGGAGUAUGCCUUUACGGGAUCUUUUUCUACGAUAUCUCGUGCUGUACCAUACACAGUUGCUCUAGAUAUUCCAUCAUCAUCGGUGAAAGUCGAUGUAUUGACUCCUGGAUAUUCCAUGUCGUACACUUCAACGACCUCUGAAGCAAAUGCCUAUUACAUAACUUCCACGAUCUAUCCAUCAACACCAUCAGGAGUUACCACAACCAUCAAAAUUCGUAGAUCCUACACUGUGAAGGGUCCAGUCAGUAAGAAUGGUAAUAAUAAUGUUGUGACCUACUUCUACAGAGAAGCAAGUGAUGUCGCCAAUUUGAGUGUCUCAUUUGUCUUUGAUAGCUCCCUCAAUUUGAAUUCCAAUGAUUUGACUGCUUCCACAGGAGGUACUGUCUCUGGAACAACAGUGACCUAUUUCAAAUCAUCCUUAAUUGCCAACAGUGAAUUUAUUCCUUAUGUGACAUUCCCUGUUCGUUCUCAAUUUGAUUCAUGUGCAACAUCUUCAAGUGUUGGAAUUGGAACAAUUCUGGGUAUUGUUUUUGCUGUCAUUGUGUUUGUCAUUUGUGCAAUUGUUUGCAGCAUUAUUGGAUUCUUUAGACGUGUAUUCUAUAGACCUAGCUACGGAUUCGGUUAUUAUGGUUUUGGACCAACUUACUAUCAAGCAGAUCCUGGAUUCCACCAUCAUCAUCACCAUCAUCACCAAUCUGGAGGACAUCAUCAUCAUGGUGGAAUUACUGGAACCUCAGGUUUUGCUCAUUAA
Messenger RNA from Naegleria lovaniensis, 849 nucleotides. RefSeq lists its product as uncharacterized. The coding region runs from base 1 to 849 and encodes 282 amino acids. The record is from RefSeq and is a predicted model, not a curated record. Lineage: Eukaryota; Heterolobosea; Eutetramitea; Acrasida; Naegleriidae. The transcript has 2 exons.